Messenger RNA from Trematomus bernacchii (emerald rockcod), 8309 nucleotides. It is a transcript of the gene kank4, whose product is annotated as KN motif and ankyrin repeat domains 4. The record is from RefSeq and is a predicted model, not a curated record. NCBI's taxonomy places the organism in Eukaryota, Metazoa, Chordata, Actinopteri, Perciformes, Nototheniidae. The coding region runs from base 332 to 5026 and encodes 1564 amino acids. Gene Ontology annotation, biological process: negative regulation of actin filament polymerization. The transcript is spliced from 10 exons. Gene Ontology annotation, molecular function: protein binding. Gene Ontology annotation, cellular component: cytoplasm; cytoskeleton.
UCCGCUCUCUUGUUUCAGCCGGUCUGUCUGCCCUCUAACGUAGUACUCUCCUUUCACUCACCACUAUUCAUCACCAUCCAGGAUAUAUUUACACAAACCCACGCAGGUAGAUAUCAUACUGUCCCAGUGGACUGAAGAGUUUGCCUGAUAGAUACAAAUAUAUGUAUAUCACUUUGGAAAGAGCCAGACAGUGGGAAUCUGUAGUGGUGCUUUUGAAGCUUAAGUUUUCUCCCCAAUACGUUUUUUUUUUGUCCCAAAGGAUACCACACGCAGCUGCAGAGGCUGCCAGAUCCAACCGUGGCAUAGUCGAUGACUGAGAACUCCUAUUCCCAUGAUGGACAAGAAAAGUGCCAACGGCUUUCAGACCAAGGCCAGUGAGGGUGGUGUUCAGAGGAAGCAGCUGCCCUACUCAGUGGAAACUCCCUAUGGCUUUCACCUAGACCUGGACUUCCUCAAGUAUGUUGACGACAUUGAAAAAGGCAACACCAUCAAAAGGGUCCACAUUCAGCGAAGGGUCAAGGGCCCAGCCAAAUUCAGUACUCUGCCCAGAAAUUUCAGCCUUCCUGGGCAUGGAGCCAGGCCAACCCCCAGAGAAAAGGAUAGCACAUGGUCUGGGACGUCCACCCUUGGGCCCAAACCUAAAUCACGGGUGACAGAGGUCCAACAGAUCUAUGACUUUAGAGCAAGUGAAGGGGGGAAAUCCAGUCAGAGCAGCAGGGGGACAAGCAGUCAGGGAGCUGUCUAUGUUUCAGAAAAGCCCAAAGAUGAAUCAGGAGCUGGGGCCCUGGCUGUUGAAGAGAAAACUGUCGGGUUUCAAAGUCGUCCUAAUCUGCUCAGAGCCUCAAGCAUGCCUAUCACUCUACAGCAGCGGAAAGGCUCGGAUUCAAGCAGUCCAGACCGUAAUGUGGGAACACCGGAAAGUGGCUCGACAGAAAACAUGUUUCGAGCUUCACCGGACAUAACAGACAGGCGGUCUCUUCCUCAGGAUCGGGGAGGGCUUCACCAGCAGAUCACAGUGGCACUGAAGCGGGUCAGAGAGCUGGAAGAGCAGGUCAAAACAAUCCCUGAACUAAAGGCCCAGAUCAGUUCACUGAGAAAGGAGAGGGAGGAUCUUAUGAUUCAGAUCCAAGCCCAGAUCCAAGCCCAGGCCCAAGCCGAAGCCCAGGUUUCCACAUCGUCCUCUAUCAUAGCAUCACAUUCAGAUUCUGGGACACACUUUCAGGCACAGGGACAAAGACCUACAGAAGGGCUCAACUUAGCUCUGACGACUCAACCCACUGGAGGUUUAGAUGCUUCAGAGCGUUUGUCAACAAAGUUGGUAACUGGGAAAGGGAAACAUGGGGCUACAGAGACACAUACAGUCUUACUAAAGGAGGGAGCAUUACAUCAGGAAUCUUUGAAGAGUUCCUCAGCACAUGUAGAAAUCAGUGGGUUGUUAGAGCAACAAUCACAGAUACAAACACAACAGACAUUCGAGAGUCCGAUUAAGCACGCAGUGCAAAAGCUAUCGCGGGAUAUUGCAGGACCAGAAUUAACAUCACUUAGAUUGGCUAUAAAAGAUGCAGAGACUAGCAGUAUUGGCGAUGGGGAUGAAGCAAAAGGUGGACAACAGGAGGACGCAAACAGUAUGCCGAAUCUGCAGGAGAAGCUAAUGAUACUCGAGGCUAAACUUACUCAGGCUAGCCAAGACCUGGAGAGAACUAAUACUCUUUUGAAAGAACAAAUAGAUGAGAACAAGGUAAAAGAGGAGAAAAUACUACAACUGAGUGAUGGAGUGAGAGUGGAGUUGUACAGUCCAGAAGCCUACAGCAUGCCAAGACGAGAAAGUAUUGACACAGGGACAGAGACAGAAAAGUUAGAUGUUGCCAACCAAGAGACAGAGACAGAAUUACCUGGUACGGUAGAUAAGGGGACAGAUACAGAUAGAAUUCGUAUUGAAAUUAGUGUACCCCAACCAAUGGCUGUAAGUAUAGAUCAAGGAACAGAGAGUAUUCAAGUUGACACACCUGAACAGGUAACACAGAUGGUGGAAGAAGCGCCUGCUGUGAGCCCACCCAGACCCAGAGCCAACAGCAUCGAACGGGGCACAGUAACUGAAAGGAUUGCUACUCAAGAUCAGAUGACUGAGACGCCUACAGCGGAAAGGGUAAACCAAGUCACAGAAACCGAGGAAGAGAUAGAAACAGACCAUCCACAGAGACCAAGGGCCAGCAGCGUAGAGAGGGGUACAGUGACAGAGAGAGUGGACACUGUCGACAGGGUGACCGAGACAGUGGAGGCACAAAGGACAGACCAGCAGACUGAGACAGAGAUAGGAAGACGACAGGAUAACAAUCCAUCCAGAGGUGCAGAAGCAGAAAGUCAAGUGAGAGAAUGUGCAGGUAGUGAAAGAGUAGAACAUGCAGACACUGUGGUCAUUGAAAGAGUGGAAGACAAGGAAGCAAAUGAAAGAAGAGACAGUGGAGACAGUGAAAGUGUGGUAAUGAAAGUUGUCACUGAGAUUUCAAUUACAGCUAAAGAAAGCACAGCUGAACAAAUUCUAGUUCUGAAUAUUGUUAGUGAGGAUGAAGGAAGUAGCAAUCCACCUGUUGCAGAAAUAGAAAAUACAGAAUCCAAGAUUGAAAUGAUUAUGGCACAGAAUGACUCAGAAAUAAAGGAAAUGGAGCCCCUAAAUAAUGAAGUAACAGAAAUAAUUGAAACACAACAGGUUGCACCGGAGAUUGUAGAGGAGAAACAAAUAAAAGAAUAUGUGAUUGUGAGCGCAACAAUCAAAGAAACUGUGGUCCCUGACACGGUUGUAGUAGCAGCAGCAGAGAAUGAAGCUGUAAAGGCAGUAGUUCCUGUCCGACCCCAGAGAGGCCGAAGGCCCUCAGCGGAGCAAGCACAGCCAUCACCUCCAUCACCUCCUCAACCUCAGGCUGCACCUGUCCGUCCCAGUAGAGGGUCCAGUGAAACUCUAGCCCAGGAGUCCCAGACAAAAGAUCCGCCCCAGGUGCAGGUACAGGUGCAGGUACAGGUACAGGUACAGGGUACACCUCAUAUAGAGGCCCAAACCCCAAUACAGCAAUCUGAACAACAGGUAAAACAACAAGCCUCAUCUCUAUCUCAGGUUGAGGACCAGAGCCCAGCAGAGAAGCCUCCUGGGGAGUCUAGUGAGAAGCAAUCUGAAUCACAACCUCAGAUUGAGACUCAGGGCCCGUCUCCAGGCUCCACUGACGUACAAACCCAUCCUAAAUCCAUUAAAGCACAGCCUAAAACCUCUGCAGCUCGACGGGACACAAAAGAGCCAAAAGCACCACGUGGAUCAGGAGAAGCGCAUACCCGUCCAACCCGCCAGGCGUCAUCUACCGCCAAACCUCAGUCUCAGGGCUCUCGUAGAAGUUCCAGUGAGACUCAGCCCCCUCACAAAGAUGUCAGCGAGACACAAUCACUACGUAGAGGCUCCAGCGAGACAGCUCAGCGUCGUAACUCAAGUGAAGCCCAGGCCUUACGUCGGGAUGCUGGGGAGGCAGAGCCCUCUCGCAGAGGCUCCGGUGAGUCACCAACAUCGCCUGCCGCUUUGGGCCAUGUUGUAACCCGAUUAACAGGGCUUCUGGGCGAGCAGUGGGCACAACUGGGGAGCAGCACUGGAACUCAACAGACGGCCAGCCAGCAGGAAAGCCCCAGCACACAGAAACAGACACCAGGGAAAAAAACAGAGGCAGCGAAGGGAGCAAAAACCAAGCCUGCGGGGAAGGCAGUCCCUGCAGCAACAACAGCGAAACCAGGAGGAAAGCCUGGUCCUUCCAAAAUGAGCUCCAUUCAAAGUCAACUGGUUAGCUCCCUCAGUGUCCUCUCUGCCUUCUACUCACCAGGCCAGAAAGCUGCUGCAGCCAGCAAACAGCAGGAACAAGGUCUAAAAUCUAUUAUGAAGAAAAAUGGUGUUGCUGACAAGCAGGGGAACAAGGGAGCGAAGAAAAACCUGAAGUUUGUUGGGGUGAAUGGAGGAUAUGAGUCAACAUCCAGCGAAGAGUCAAGUGGAGAUGAGAAGUCGAAGGUGGAAGUGGAGGAGCAAGACAGCUCAGAACCAGAGGUAGAGAAGGAAAAGGAGACGGAGCCUCAGCCAGAAGAGAAGCCUGAAGAGGGAGCAGAGACCCAGCAGCAGGAAGCAGAGGUGGCCCCUGAGGGAGGGGGUGCAGUGGCUGCAGAGAAGGAGGCUGAAAAAGGCCUGCUGGAUCCAGAGGGCAGUGAGGAGCUCCUGGGAGAACAGGAAGAAGGAGAGAAAGUAGAGCAAAGCUUCAUAGAUGCCUGCCUCUAUGUAAAAGACCGCAUGGAAGAGGUUUCAUCCCCAGAUAAAGAAAUGCGUCAGGUUUUAGUGGUGCUCUACCAGGAGUGGUUCAAGAUUUCCAGUCAGAAAGAUUCGCAAGCCGAUACUGUCAGAUUAUACCUGCGACAAGUGGGCAUGACCACACCAACUCUCCUGCCAUAUGUAGUUAACUUGACUGAUGGCAAUGGGAAUAUGGCCCUCCACUACAGUGUGUCACACUCAAACUUCCCUGUGGUCAAACUGCUGCUGGACACUGGUCUAUGUGAGACAAACAAUGUGAACAAGGCAGGCUAUACUCCAGUGAUGCUGGCUGCACUGACGGCUGCUGAGAGCCCUGAUGACCUGGAGGUGGCACAACAACUGUUGAGACAGGGUGACGUCAAUGCAUGCUCUAGACAGGCGGGCCAGACGGCCCUAAUGCUUGCGGUGAGCCACGGCCGCGUUGCCAUGGUGAAGCUGCUCCUGAGCUGCGGUACGGAUGUAAAUGCCCAGGAUCGCGAGGGCUCCACGGCCCUGAUGUGUGCCAGCGAACACGGACACACAAACAUCGUUCGUAUGCUGCUGGAGACGGGUCGCUGUGACAUCAGCCUCAUUGAUAAGAAUCGACAGUCAGCACUGUCUGUGGCAGAAGCAGCCUCCCACCAAGAGAUAGUUGAUCUGCUGAAGACCCACGCUGAGACCCGGGCCUCUGAGCCCUCGACUAACGCAGACCUCCUCUGAGCCAACACUGUUUACGUCUCCAAACCACCAAGGCCUCCCGACCCCCAAACCUUCAAUUUACAAAACCCACCAACCAAGACAGAAAAGGUUGGAUUGAAGUUGGUAACACCUUACAAUACAGUUUACUGUGGAACUACAUUUAAACCUCUGAGACUGGAGUGUCCAACAAUGGGCAGACAUAUUUUUCUUCCACAUCUCUGCCAACAUGCCCCGUGGGUCUUUAUGGAUAUGCUGCAUUAACCACUCAGUGGAUGGACAACAAACGCGGCCCGGUUGAAUAGAUGUUAAGCCGCUGCCAUGGUGACAAGUGUGAUUGACAAGUAGAGACGGCAAGAAGAUAAAGUGGGAGCAGGGAUGGACGGACUGGCAAGAGAUAUUCUGAAAAACUUGCUGCUUCUUAUCAUCAACUAGCUCAUCAAGCUAAAUGCUAUAAGCACAUGAUCUACCUUUCAAAUAUAUUAUAUAUGACAUUAUUUCUAUUUUUUUCCUUCGUGACAUUGACAUCAUUCUUUCCAUAAUUGGACAUAAGCCAUUAUGAGAACAUAGUAUACGUAUAAUGUUAUUCUAAACAGAUUAUAAAUCAUAAACAAACACAGAAACUGUAUUUUCUACUGCACUUUUUUAUUGUUAUUAUUAUUGUGUACAGUUAAUAGUCCUCAAUAUUAUUAGUAUCGGUGUCCACAAGAAAGUAUAUAUCUCCAAAAGUGUAUCUGUAUAAUAGUAUAGAACUCAUGGUGAAAUUUCCUAUCAUUCAGUGGAUAUUUAACAAUAUUUAAUGUAUUGUUUUUGCCAUAGUAUUGAUGUUUUUCACAUACGGGACAUGGGUGUUCGUCAUGUGUGAAUUUUUUUAAUACAAAUGGUUUAGAUGGAGAUGGAAUGACACAAAAUAAAUGAUUUUUUUAUAACCACAAUAUAACCAGAUUUAAGAAAGACAAAAGUCUUCUAAUGCGAAGAUUGUUCUGUUCGGAAGGUGCUGCAUGCCAAUACACAGUUACUCCCCCUACUGGCUGUCUUAAAGUACUAAACAACAGUAUGUUGUAAUACUGUCUGUUCCCAUGACCGACAUCUCUCUCUUUCUGCGUCCCUCAGUACAAAUAUAAUAUGUCUUGUUCGCCUGCUCGUUUAAAAUCAAAUCUUGUAUGCAACUGCUACAAAAUGCACAAUGAAUGUCAGGCUGGCUGUGAUACAUUCCAAGAAAACAAUGUAGCAAGUCUAACUAUACCGGCAUGGACCAUGGGACUAACAGAGAAACCGACUGUCAGUUCAGACAUAGGAAUGAGUCUGAAUAUCUUUUACCAUGCGCGACUACAGACACUUAAUCUCUUAAAGUAAGUACAAAAGAUCUGCCUGUCUUCAAGUUACUCACACUGGUUCAUUUUGUUCCUGCCUCAUAUUUGAAUGGGUUGUUAAAGGCUUGCAGUCCUAAAAGAAGCAAUAUGUAUGAAAUACUAUUUUUUAAAUUAAAAGAGGGGAGUGACUUCGGUCUAGCCUUAAUCAGAAGACCAUCCUACAUUUUAGAGAUAAGAUGUGUUCCAGGGAGUGUUUUCUUUUGUUUCUGUUCUCCACCAACCUACACCCAUAUUUCUAAAGUAUCUUAAUAUACAGUCGUACUGGUCUGAGAAAAUGUUUACAACCUAAGAGUUCCCCUUCAGUGACCCCUACAGGAAACCCCCAAAUGUUCAGCAGUUCUGGAGAUUACCAUACCAUAUCAUUGUGUUUUGAACACAAGCACUUUCGUAAAGUGAGGGAACUCCAAAAGACACUGGAUAAUGCACCAAUUACCAUAAUGCUACAAGUGGUAUUAUGUUUGACCCUCCCUGUCUGCCUGAAUCUUUCAUACUCCAUACCCCAAGUUUGUAACACCCUAAUGCCAUUGUCUGGGUUACUUAAUCUGAUUUUACAAACCCACCAGAAAACGGUUGUUUCUGUUUGCCUGGGGAUUGCUGGGGUUACUUAAGGUGGAAUUUAAAAGGGAAAUACCACUCAUUAUAACAACUGCCAAAUGGUCAAUAACAGUCCAGUCUGCAUUUACAGUACAGUCAGAAAAUAAAUCAUAUUCCACAGAAGCAAGAUUGUGGUCCAAGACUUGGAUCACAUUAAAAAGACUCUUCAGUAUCUGUGUCUGACAACUCAAACAGCUUGGCUCUUAAUACUUUUAGAAAGAUGGAUUCCAAAUACAUUGCUUUGCUUCAGUCAUAAUACAUUUAUAUUACCAUGAAUACAGUAUGUAGGGCGGAUUUAACAACUUUCUUUCUGAGCUGCGGUGUGAUCAGACCACUGAAACGUUAUUAAUAUGGGUGCUAAUAUGGGAGUAGGUAUAAUAAUACAUUGACAUGAAGAUAUAUUUAUUUCAUGAAGAACAUUGAUUACAUAGAAGUAAAUGGCCACAAUUGAGAAUGUUGGGGCUUAGCGAUCAGAUCAUUGUUGAGUCACAAAGUAGCACAGAUUUGCUCAACAAUGAUGCUGCAUUUACACAGGAUCAGAGAACAUUUAUUUUAAAUUAAUUCAGCACAUUAAGGGAAAGAAAUUAGAGUCUGUGUAGCUUCCCUUAUGUCACAGAGCUAAAGGAUGAUCCGAUCUGUGCUGUGGGAAAUAUCUGUUACAUCUGGUCUUCCGUGCCUGUGUAUUAAGUCUUUAAACAAAUCAUGUCGUCCAUAUGUUUAAUCCAGUGUGACCCAGAUGUUAUUUGGUUUCAUAGUUGGCCAAACACCAAAGAAGUGAAAUCAAAUCUGUUCCACAUGGGGUUAAAUAUAUAGUUUCUGUUCCUGUAACUGUACCCAAAUACAUGUACAUACAGUAUCGUGAAAAAUAUAUAACAAGUAUUGUCUGACAGUUUGCUCUAAAAAUUAUAUAAGUAUUUAUUCCAAAUGCUAUAUUUUUUACCGUAUAUAGUAUACUUAUGUAUGCAUGGACAAAUAUUCCAGUGAUACUGUUGGAGGGGAAUUUGAAUGAUUGAAAAUGAUGCUGGGUGUUCCCUCAUGAUGUGAUUAUACAGCUUAUCUUUGACUGGUUGGGUGGUAUUGUACAUGUGCGGUGUUGACAAGGUUGUGGACUGUGUCAUGUGCCCUUUAUUGCUACAUUUAAAAUUUGUGGGGAAAUUAUAAAACAGAUUAACACUGGCUAAAAGUUAAAAGGGCAAAGUCUCCCUUGUUUGGGUAAGUCUAUGUACAUGACAGGGUCAAGAUUUAAAAACCUGUACCUCUCUGUAAAGUUCCUUGUACAACGGGCUUAUAUGUUGCGAACCAGAGAACUACUCUGGAAUAAAUAUGAAGAUUAAAAACUU